GCCUGAAUUCUUCGAAGGGGAGGGGAGGGGGGGCCGGGACAAGAACGCGAGCAUGGCGAUCGGUCAGGACGAUGAUGUGGGAGCGGGGGCGUUGUCCUUCUGAGAUCAUCCCGUCCCUCUUCGAGGUUGGCCAUGGGGAUGCUUAGAUGGUAGAUCUUGUUCCUCGUCGCUAGCUCUUAUUACAGAGAUGAUGAUGGAUUCUGGAAGUGGUUUCUUCUCCAUUGAUGAGCCCAGCUUAGAUCCCAAGUGGCUCAUUGAUCCCAAGCUUCUCUUCGUCGGCCCCAGGAUCGGGGAAGGCGCCCAUGCCAAGGUUUACGAGGGCAAGUACAAGAACCAGAAUGUUGCCAUCAAGAUCGUGCACAAAGGAGACACCCCUGAGGAGGUGACCAAGAGGGAGGGUAGGUUCAUGAGGGAGGUCUCCAUGCUCACCAAAGUCCAGCACAAGAAUCUUGUUAAGUUCAUCGGAGCUUGCAAGGAGCCUGUAAUGGUUGUUGUUACCGAACUCCUGCUCGGAGGAUCCCUGCGCAAGUACAUGCUGAAUAUGAGGCCGCGGAGCUUGGAGCCUCGUGUGGCCGUUGGGUUUGCUUUGGAUAUUGCUCGGGCGAUGGAAUGUUUGCAUUCCCACGGGAUCAUCCACCGAGAUCUGAAGCCUGAAAACAUGCUACUGACUGCAGAUCAGAAAACCGUAAAACUUGUAGACCUUGGUUUGGCCAGGGAGGAAACUUUGACAGAGAUGAUGACUGCUGAAACAGGAACCUACAGAUGGAUGGCCCCUGAGUUGUACAGUACUGUGACUUUGAGGCACGGGGAAAAGAAACAUUACAACCACAAGGUGGAUGUUUACAGCUUCGCAAUAGUGUUAUGGGAGCUGUUACAUAACAAACUUCCAUUUGAAGGCAUGUCAAACCUUCAAGCUGCGUAUGCAGCUGCUUUCAAAAAUGUGAGGCCUAGUGCUGAUGGUCUUCCUGAGGAGUUAGCUUCACUUUUGACAUCUUGCUGGAGAGAAGAUCCAAAUUUGCGGCCAAACUUUACCCAAAUAGUGCAAAUGCUGCUUCACUAUUUGUCUACUCUCUCACCGCCUGAACCUCUGGCUCCUGCUCGUGUUUUCAGUUCUGAGAAUGUGGUGUUGCCACCUGAGUCUCCUGGCACGAGUUCACUAAUGGCUGUUCGAGAUGAUUUGGGUGAUACACCAAAGGAAAAUAAAUCAGGGGGUUUCUUUUCCUGUUUCAACCAGUGCUACUGAUUGUUCCGCCAAAACGAUUGAGGGAGAAAGAGAGGUUGCAUUGGGGCAGGGAGAAUGUCAUAAUGCCUCACUGCCCUUUGCGGUUUCUUGAAUUCUGUAUCAUGGUUGAUACUCGAGGGCGAAGCUUGUGGCCUUCAAUGUUGGCUUUAUCGAGGUUGUGACCUCGAGUCACUAGCUUGCUACCCCAAAAUCUGACGUUGGAUGUAACUGGUUGCCCGUCUGCUGAAACAGCAGAAUAAUCUUUUAGGUUGGGAGGUUAUUGUUGAUUUUUUUUUCUUCAUGAUCAAGAAUUCCUGUAGUGUAAAUGAUGAACAAAUCAGAGCAGUGGCUGGUCGAUUUGUUCGGACAAGUUGGUUGACUGAGUUUGAGCUCACCAUUUUGGUUCAGGUUUGGGAUUUUAACCUGAAAGGUAAGUGGGAUAUCCUUAAUGAUAAUGAAUAAUGUCUGAAAGUUAAGUGGAACAUCCUUAAUGAUAAUGAAUAAUGUAGUCCUUGUGUCUAGCA
Asparagus officinalis (garden asparagus) is the source of this 1746-nucleotide messenger RNA. Its product is annotated as serine/threonine-protein kinase HT1-like. NCBI's taxonomy places the organism in Eukaryota, Viridiplantae, Streptophyta, Magnoliopsida, Asparagales, Asparagaceae. The record is from RefSeq and is a predicted model, not a curated record. Gene Ontology annotation, biological process: protein phosphorylation. Gene Ontology annotation, molecular function: ATP binding; protein kinase activity. The coding region runs from base 188 to 1243 and encodes 351 amino acids. The transcript has 6 exons.